This is a messenger RNA of Xyrauchen texanus (razorback sucker), 822 nucleotides long. Its product is annotated as eukaryotic translation initiation factor 1A, Y-chromosomal. NCBI's taxonomy places the organism in Eukaryota, Metazoa, Chordata, Actinopteri, Cypriniformes, Catostomidae. The transcript has 7 exons. Gene Ontology annotation, biological process: translational initiation. Gene Ontology annotation, molecular function: RNA binding; translation initiation factor activity. The record is from RefSeq and is a predicted model, not a curated record. Gene Ontology annotation, cellular component: cytoplasm. Bases 133 to 567 code for a protein of 144 amino acids.
UGCGCAUGCGUUAUUCCUGGUUUUUCUCUUUAGUGGUGCUGCUUUACACAGCUGCACGUUUGAAAAUAAGUUAAACAUCAUUACUGUCGUUUCUGAACAUUAUACGAGGACAGACGACUUUGUGUUAAGAUCAUGCCGAAAAACAAAGGUAAAGGAGGAAAGAAUCGGCGACGUGGUAAGAAUGAAAAUGAAUCGGAGAAAAGGGAGUUGGUUUUCAAAGAGGAUGGACAAGAAUAUGCUCAGGUCAUCAAGAUGUUGGGAAAUGGGAGAUUGGAGGCCUUGUGCUUUGAUGGAGUCAAGCGGCUUUGUCACAUUCGGGGAAAGCUCCGGAAAAAGGUUUGGAUUAAUACGUCAGACAUUAUACUCAUUGGAUUAAGGGAUUACCAGGAUAAUAAAGCAGACGUCAUUUUGAAGUAUAAUGCUGAUGAGGCUCGGAGUCUAAAAGCCUAUGGAGAGCUUCCAGAGCACGCCAAAAUCAACGAGACUGAUACCUUCGGGCCUGGUGAUGAUGAUGAGAUCCAGUUCGAUGACAUUGGUGAUGAUGAUGAGGACAUUGAUGAUAUCUAAGAAGAUGAAGCUGGGAAAUUAACAUUUCAGCAACAGUGUCUUCGCACAAAUCCAACCCUCAACCCCCCUUCUUCCCCCAAACAAUAUGUACACAGAGGCUCAAGUUUUAGGUUUCUGUGACUAACCACAUGACUGUAUUGUCACCUUAAAUCGAUUUUGUUAUCUUUUAAUGUAUUUAUAUUGAUUUCACAUCAAGUGGAAUUUAGUUACAAGUACAGAAUCUCUGGAUUCGCAAUAAAAAGAUAAACAAUUUUA